AAACGAUCUGUUGCCUGGCCCUUGUCUUCUGUUGUUACAUUUGGUGUCGCUGCCUACCGACAAAUGAAAAGCCUAUACCCUGCAGUUUUUGAUGGAGACAUAUGGAUCUUCGGGCAGGACUUCAAGGCUUCUGCGCAGUUGAGUGGCGUUCAAGAUCUGUCAGCGAUGGAGCUGCUACUUGAGACGCUGCUGGGAGGUCGGGCGAAAGCAGCAUAUGAAGGUGUGGGCCGAAGUAUGGACGAAUGUUCGACAGGGUCAGGCAAACAGUUUCCAAAGUGGGAAGGACCAUAUAUGGUCACUUCGAAAUGGGGUUACGCAGACACAGUCGCAAUGGCGAACAAUGAGAGGCGCGUGAACGUCAGCGAGCUCCAGAAAUGGAUACAGCGAGACAAGCCAACGAUGACGCCUGCACCAAGUAGAUCAAGUCGACUUCAGUCGCACGUAUUUGACGGGGGGACGAGUGUGGUGAGAGCAGGCUGCUAGCCGAUUGGUUGGCACUAAUCUACGUUAAGGUCUAGGUCACUAAUAUGGGCCGUGAACAAGGCUGAGUCAACAACCAAUCACAGCGAAGUUAACGUGGCAAAAUAUGAUUCGCAGAUAGAGAACUCUGUUUGUCAAGGAAUCCCGAAACAACCAAUCAGAAGCCUGCGUUUGUCUACCUAAACAACCAAUCAGAUGACUGCGCUUGUCUAUAAUAAUGUUGUCUGAAAUAUGUAUAAAUACGUGUU
This is a messenger RNA of Trichobilharzia regenti, 728 nucleotides long. Lineage: Eukaryota; Metazoa; Platyhelminthes; Trematoda; Strigeidida; Schistosomatidae. The record is from the annotation of a GenBank genome assembly.